UUUUUUUCAAACUUAUGGAUCCCACCUCUCAGCCUAUUAGUCAAAAAGUCACUAAAAUCUCGGGUACUGUAACCCCUCCUCGAUCCCCUCUCUCUCUCCCUUACCCAUUUCCCUUUCAUACCAUACCAACAUACACAACAAAGCUCAAUCACCACCAUUGUUGUUAAACAUAAUGCAGCACCCUCUAAAACACCACCUUACCCUAACCCUUUUAGCAUUAACCUCACUUUCUCACUUCCCACCAGCUUCCCCCCUCACCCCAUGCCGCACCUUAUGUGGCACCACCGCCAUAAACUACCCUUUCAGCAUCGACGAUGGCUGUGGCGCCCCACAAUACCGCUCAAUGCUGAACUGCACAGGUACCGACCUGUUUUUCAUGACCACUUCGGGGCGGUACAAAGUCCAAUCAAUCGACUACAACAAACAAACCAUGGUGGUUUACGACCCUGCCAUGUCGACAUGUUCCAUUCUUCAACCCCACCAUGAUUUCGUUAUGACGGACGUUGAAUCCGUCGUGAUACCGCCUAGUUCCGACACCAUUUUUGCCCUUCUCAAUUGUUCUAUCGACUCGCCGGUGCUUAACCGGUACAAGAACCUUUGUUUUAACUUCUCAGGGCAUUCGUGUGAUGAGCUUUACGGUGGGUGUAAUGCUUUUAGGGUGUUCCAUUCGUUUACUAAUAGUUCGCCGCCGUGUUGUUUCACGGGGUACGAUACGGUGAAGUAUAUGAGCAUGAAUAUAUUGGAUUGCUCGCAUUAUACUAGUUUUAUUAAUGUUGAUGGUUUGAAGGGGAUUGGACCGGCGGAUUGGGUUUACGGGAUGAAAUUGUCUUACGCCGUGCCGGACACCGGUUGUGGGAGGUGUACUCGGUCCGGCGGUGCUUGUGGUUAUGAUACCGAGACUGGUGUCAUGAUGUGCCUGUGCUCUACUUCCAUGAAUGCUACGAGAGAAUGUGGUAGCAAUGGAGAUAUAGGAGGUGCUCAAAAGUUGGCAUUGCGGACAAAGUUUCAUGCAUUUGCCUUGGUGGUGGGUGCAUUGAUUUACUAUGUAAUAUUCAUAUGAACAAUGAAUAUAGUGGCUGUAUGUUUUCUUCUUCUUAUAGUUACUGGUGCUCCAAAGAAAGUGACCAGGCCAUUCUUGUGGAGGGUUGAUUGGUUUGUAUCCAAAUUUUGUACCUAUUUAAACAUUAAUCUCAUUAUAGGUUAUUAUCAUA
This is a messenger RNA of Gossypium raimondii (Peruvian cotton), 1211 nucleotides long. Its product is annotated as wall-associated receptor kinase-like 15. NCBI's taxonomy places the organism in Eukaryota, Viridiplantae, Streptophyta, Magnoliopsida, Malvales, Malvaceae. The record is from RefSeq and is a predicted model, not a curated record. Gene Ontology annotation, molecular function: polysaccharide binding. The transcript is spliced from 2 exons. The coding region runs from base 173 to 1060 and encodes 295 amino acids.